AUGGAUGGAUCCUCAGUUGCUCGGUCUUCUAUUGUGCCUCCACCUCAGAAAAAUCGUAGGAAGUCGCGAAGGUUGGCGGAGGAUGCAGGCUCUCUUUCCUUGAGUCUGUCCUUUAGAAAAAUGAAGAUGGUUAUGGUUGAUAAUGAGAAUGAGAGCGAGGUGUGUUUGAACAGUGAUAUUAUCUUUGAUAUUCUGUCACGUAUUCCGGCGAAGCCAUUGCUUAGCAUGAAGUGUGUUUCCAAAGUAUGGAAAAACAUCAUUGCAAACCGUUCAUUCAUCAAAGCUCAACUUCAAAACGCACAACUCGAUUUAAAUGGUUUCAUUUUUCAAGAUGGGUACAUGUUGGGCAAAUAUGAUCGUAAAACGGUUAGUUACAUUCCGGUGGAGUCCAAAAAUGCUGCCAAAGUUCACCAGGGGAUUUUCAAAUUUCUUCAAGAAGACGUUGCUGAUGUGGCCACAUAUAAAGGAAUCUUCUGCUGCCGUAGCUGUUUGCCUUCUCUGAAUCCAACCAUCUAUGUCUGUAAUCCUUUAAAUGAAGCGUGGAUUAAAUUGGAGUGGUCUCCUCCAUUCGACAUAAAGGAAAGCAUUGCACUAGUUUUUGAUUUUGAGCCAUCAAAGUUCAAAUUGGUAAGAGUACGCACCGAGUUGAACAAUGAUGAAGAUGAGGAGGACUUUUUCUUCACAUUUGAGCUGUACUGCUCAGAAACCAAAACUUGGAGGAAAUCAGCUGAGAUAUGCAAUUGCAAAGAUGGUCUGAUUAAAAACAGAGGCAUAUACGCAGGAGGUUUCUUGCAUUGGCUAACAGAAGGUGAUCAAAUCCUCACAUUUGAUGUUGAAAAGGAGACGUCUUUACUGAUUCCAGUACCUCUUCCUCAUUCAACCGAGUUUAGGACUUUUGCAACAUGUAUUGGAGAAUAUCAAGGAAGACUUCAUUGUGUUCAGGUAUCAGAACAAGGUCUUCAUGUGUUUGGCCUUGAAGAUUUGUAUGAGUUUCAAUGGAUACCCGAGCACUGCAAACUUUUUGAGGUUUUUGAAGCAGAGUAUCCGCACUUCUUGUGUAAUUUAAAGAAUAGGGUGUUGGAGAGGGAGGGGGAGGAUACAACAAAUGCAUGGAUGGAUCCUCAGUUGCUCAGUCUUCUAUUGUGCCUCCACCUCAGAAAAAUCGUAGGAAGUCGCGAAGGUUGGCGGAGGAUGUAG
Messenger RNA from Trifolium pratense (red clover), 1197 nucleotides. Its product is annotated as F-box protein At5g65850-like. Bases 1 to 1197 code for a protein of 398 amino acids. The transcript has a single exon. Lineage: Eukaryota; Viridiplantae; Streptophyta; Magnoliopsida; Fabales; Fabaceae. Gene Ontology annotation, molecular function: protein binding. The record is from RefSeq and is a predicted model, not a curated record.